CAAGAGCAACGCAUGUUUCGCGCAAUCCGACUCGCAAGUCAUAGACAGCCCAAAUCUCCUCUCCUCAACUCGCUGCUCCUCCGACGACGGCGACCCUUCGCCAGAGGUGUCGCACAAUCGGUAGCUCUCCUUGCCUCACGUAACCCCUCCUUAACCUUCACCCCCUUUUCCACGAAGAUGGAUCACACCACCGGCGCUGAGCCUUCUCCUCGGUCUGAUGCGGUGGAGGAUUACGUCCACGUCUCGGAUUCGGAUUUGCGCGAGGUGACUUCAAGCACGGAAUAUCGCGCAGAUCCCGAGCAUGUUGCAGCGCCUGUGCCAGUUGACGCAGAUGAGGUGAUUAGGGGAUUCGAGGAAAGGAGAAUUGGUGGUUCUGGCGAAGGAAGGGUUGAGGAGAGGAGGAUUCUUCCGGAGGAUUUGGCAAAGGGGGUGGUGCAUUUGGAAUGUGAAUCAUCAACGGAGGGGGGACGCUGCGACGUUUACCUGGUCGGAACAGCGCACGUUUCCCAGGAAUCAUGUGCAGAAGUUCAAGCUGUCAUCAGGCACCUGAAACCAGAGGUUGUUUUCUUAGAAUUGUGCUCAAGCCGCAUAGCUAUUUUGACUCCCCAAAAUCUUAAGGUUCCAACCUUCAAUGAAAUGAUUGACAUGUGGAAGAAAAGAAAGGCGAACACCUUUGGAAUUCUCUACAGUUGGUUUCUUGCCAAGGUUGCUGAGAGACUUGAGGUUUUCCCUGGUGCUGAAUUUCGUGUGGCAUAUGAGGAGGCAAUUAGUUAUGGUGCUAGGGUUUUCCUUGGCGAUCGUCCUGUGAAUAUUACAUUACGGAGGACCUGGGGGAAGAUGUCAAUAUGGCACAGGGCAAAAUUUUUAUAUUACAUAAUCUUUCAAACAUUUUUUCUGCCAAGCCCCGAAGAUCUCAAUAAGAUGCUGAAAGAUAUGGAUGACGUUGACGUGCUAACCCUAGUCAUUCAAGAGAUGAGCAAGGCAUUUCCAUCUAUCAUGGAGACAGUUUUACAUGAGCGGGAUAUGUACAUGUCCUCAACGCUAUUGAAAGUAGCUAGUGAACACUCUUCUGUUGUUGCAGUUGUGGGUAAAGGGCAUUUGCUUGGAAUAAGGAAGAACUGGAAGCAGCCUGUAGAUUUGAAGCUUCUCUUGCAAAUUCCUAGUAGGAGCGCUGCCCUUUCCAGACCAAAGAUUAUAGCUUCAGGUGUUGCAAUUGUAGGAGUAGCAGUGGCCUAUAGCAUCCAUCUCAUGGGCAAGCGAUGAACAUAUGGUAAACAAAUGGCCAUAUCUAGUUCUUUAGCUCAACAGGGCAUCAGUUUCAUUUCAUGUACCUUUGUGGAAAAUGAUGUAUCACUAAUCUCAAUGUAUAACUUCCGAGGGUUGAUAGCUAAUGUAUGGUGGGGAGAUUAUUCUGUGCGGACACCGGACACAGCUUACAUUCCAGAGGCGAUUCAGGUGCAGUCACGUCAUCCGGUACCGAGCAGUACCGAGCGGUACCGAGCGGUACCGAGCCACAGUACUGAGUAGGGGGUGACGUGCCGCGGUACCAAAUUUGUUGUUGCAGCUUAUUCCUUUUGGAAAGUUCAUUUUUUUUAAAGAUACUUGGUCAAUUAAAAUAAAUUCAAACAAACAUCACUAGACUAA
This is a messenger RNA of Dendrobium catenatum, 1644 nucleotides long. Its product is annotated as traB domain-containing protein. The record is from RefSeq and is a predicted model, not a curated record. NCBI's taxonomy places the organism in Eukaryota, Viridiplantae, Streptophyta, Magnoliopsida, Asparagales, Orchidaceae. The transcript has 9 exons. The coding region runs from base 13 to 1263 and encodes 416 amino acids.